This is a messenger RNA of Vollenhovia emeryi, 1053 nucleotides long. Its product is annotated as U3 small nucleolar ribonucleoprotein protein IMP3. The coding region runs from base 369 to 917 and encodes 182 amino acids. The record is from RefSeq and is a predicted model, not a curated record. The transcript has 4 exons. Gene Ontology annotation, molecular function: snoRNA binding; rRNA binding; structural constituent of ribosome. Gene Ontology annotation, cellular component: small ribosomal subunit; Mpp10 complex; small-subunit processome. Gene Ontology annotation, biological process: rRNA processing. NCBI's taxonomy places the organism in Eukaryota, Metazoa, Arthropoda, Insecta, Hymenoptera, Formicidae.
GUCUCCUCAAUCUUGACCUCGGCGAGAAACAGGAGGGGGAGAUUAUGCGUUAAUACAUGCAACACGUGUACAUAUAUACGUCAAAGUGGACAGCAUAUAUGAAAUUAUAUUGCAAACGGCGGGCCCAGAAUUAUGGAUCGCGUCCGCGGAGCGGGCUCGUGUAAAGUCGGCCGCGCAUGCGCGCGGCUUCUUCCCCGAGUUAUCCAGGUCAGCUGGGAACGCCGCGACUCCGGCUCCACGUGUUUUCGGGCGGGGAGAGAGACAGAUCGAAAACAAAGCCGCGACAAGCGCCGCGGAGAUCUCCAGAGAUCGCCUUCGGGUAGAAUUAACGUUGUUCCGCGUGGAGGCCGCCACGGCGAUCGGUCGCGAUGGUGCGGAAGCUCAAGUACCACGAGCAGAAGCUGCUGAAGAAGGUGGACUUCCUGUCGUGGCAGGCCGACAACAAUCUCCACGAGGUUAAGGUCCUGAAGCGUUACUGCAUCCAGAGGAGAUCGGACUACACGGUCUACAACAAACUGUCGCGCGACAUACGCGAGCUGGGUAAGAAGAUCAAGGAGCUCGAGCCCGACGAUCCUUUCCGCAUCGAGCAGAGCGCGCUGCUGCUGGAGAAGCUGUACAUGAUGGGCCUGAUCUCGACCAAGUGGGACUUGUCGCAGACCCAGAAGGUGACCGCCAGCUGCUUCUGCAGACGGCGGCUGCCGGUCGUUAUGGUGCGCAGCAAGAUGAGCCAGACGAUAUCGAUGGCGACGAAAUUGAUAGAGCAGGGCCACGUCCGUGUCGGCGUGGAGGUCGUAAAAGACCCCGCGUUCUUGGUGACGAGAAAUUUGGAGGACUUUGUGACGUGGGUGGACACGUCCGCUAUCAAGAAACACGUACUGGAGUACAACAACGAGAGAGACGACUUUGACAUAGUAUAAUCUACAGGUCGACUGCUUUACUCGUAAAAUUGUACGUAUUUUUAUAAAACAAAUAUAUAUUUAUUUGUCUAGCAAUAUAUAUAUGUAUAAAUCUACUAAUAAAAAGAAGGAUCGUAUCGUCAUCCACAUAGUCCAA